Molecule: messenger RNA, 6096 nt
Organism: Babesia bigemina
Lineage: Eukaryota; Apicomplexa; Aconoidasida; Piroplasmida; Babesiidae
Exons: 1
Coding region: 1-6096 (2031 amino acids)
Source: RefSeq, a predicted model, not a curated record
AUGGCGGCGCGAAAAGGCGGGAUCAUUCUCACUAGUCUCAGCGACUGUUUGAUAUUUCUGCAUUGGUUGAACACCGAGGGGAAGGGAAAGGAUAUGCAAUCACAUGUUGCCAGCAGAUUGCGUGAAAAACUUGCAAAAUAUUAUAAUAAUCUCGAUCAAAGUAAAAUCGCAUCAUCAUUGUCUACCUUCCUGGGCCACGUGGAUACAUUUUAUAAAAAAUUGGUUUAUGAUUACGUCCCUGAACAGCAGUUUCUAUCCGGAGCCUCAAUGUCCCGCGAUGCGGAAAUCAGAGACGCAGAUAUACUUGUCAAAGCUUUGUUGGAGUGCAUCCCCAAGUUCCUCUCUGCAAUUUAUUAUUUGCGGUAUUGCGUGGCUUAUACGUUCGUGCCACUCGGAGGAGGGGGGUGGAAGGAAAACUGGCCUGGGUACGAAGUGGCAUGGUGGAAACAUUUUGGGUAUGAUUAUGGAGGUGAUCUUAAUAAGUAUCUUUUUUCGAAUAAAUCACAUGAGUACGGUGGCAUUUUACCCGGCGGCUUCACUAGACGAGAAAUAAAAUACGGUCAUAAUUGGGGCGGUUACUCCCGUGGUUAUUCCAUGGUAACGGACCUUAAAGCCAUUUUUGGAAAACAUGAUGACCAAUUUUUCCGUGAUGUAUUCGCCACUUCAGUGUUAUCUGAAAGUUCAGGCGCAGAUAAACCAAACACGGCGAAUGCUCUUGCAUUGGUAAACAGGUUUUGCGAGAUUGUGACUGAUGAGGCAAAGAAGAAUAAUGGCGGAGCGUUAAAAGAAAAAUUGGAAGAGAGCAUUAAGGGAAGCAGGAAUUGUACCAUAGAUUGGGAAUCUUUAAAGCGUCAUUGUGAACAUCUUCAAGAACAAUUCGGCAGAAUUUUCAAGAACGAAGGCUUUGCCUUCACCGGCUAUGGAAGGGGUAUUGGAGAGCUGAAAAAACAAGAUUUUGCGAAGGCUACAGCGCAGUGGUUGAGACAUAAUAUGGAACAGGUCAUUAAAAAUAUGACGGGAAUCAAGCCUUUUAGUAAUGCUUAUGAUCUUUUCGAUAUGACCAGAUAUACAAAUGGCGCCUCCAAGCUUAUGGAGUAUUACGCAGACCUGGGACCACAUUUCACAUACAAUCUCUUUCCAUACGGAUUCACGUUUGAGAGCAUCAGCUUUGGACAGAUGGCUGCACCGUAUGAGGGUUUGAAACACGACUGGGAAAGUGUAAUCAAGACGCUUACUGGCAGCGAUGAAAAUGGUGGGCUAAAAAAACUUAAAACGAUUUUGGAUGGUGAGAAAUGUACUCCAGCUCCGCCUCCAAAACCACGACCUAGGCCGGCGCCUGCGCCUAGGCCCCCGAGACCUGCCAGACCUGCGCCACCACCCAAGCCCACAACAGGUAACUCAUCCGGAGCUCAAGGUUUCAGAGGAGCCGGAGGGAAUCGAAAUAGCGGAAAUGGCGGCCAGAUGGAGUCUGGUGCGAGACGGGUAAAAGGAAGUGGAGGGGCAGGGUAUCGCAGGGGAAGUGGCGCCCAACGUAGCGCCACUCAAGUGAAAUCAGUGGCUCAGAGUCGUACAGCUUCCAGGCUUUCCCAUGUUCAAGCUUCAUCAGCUCAAAAAGCUGCUCAACCUCAAAAUGCUGAUAACUCUUCCAGUCAACAAGUGGCGGGACCUCAACAGCUCGUAGAAAUUAAAGCGCCUCCAGCGCCAAGUGUUUCAGUGAGUCGAAAUCAUGCUACAUCGUCGACAACAACAGUUCAAGAGCCUGACAUUCCAUCUGUCAGUCCCCAAGAAAAACCAGGCCAUAUCGCCUCAUCUCAUACUCCCGCUACUCCUGGGCGCAGCGGCACCUCCGGUGAUUCAAAUGACCAGGCGCGUAGUUCAAAUCCUUUUGUUCAACCAGGUGUGUCGGUGUCUUCUUCUGUAUCGAACCCCCCGAAUGGUCAAACCUUGCCGACCGAUAGAGUUGUCUCGAGUGCCGCUGCUAUACAUCCCACAACUCAUCGAGCUGCUUCGGAUGGCGGUGAUGGCAUAGGAGGGAAUGGUACGGCAGGGGAGAUGGGUAGUACUGGGGGAUCAGAUUCUACAGGUAGUUCUACGUCCCUACCGCACCCUCCUCCCCCAGCACAGCUAGAACCCUUACCUGCUAGCCACGAUGUUACUGCAGUUCCUGAACUACCCAAGGAAGUGGUUCCGGAGAAGAAAGUUCCCGUUAUUAGAGUGCCAGAGCCUAUUACGCCUAAAAUAGCUGAAGGAACUAAUAAACUUGAGGGUACACCCAUCCACGGCGGCAAACUGGGAGUAAAUCCGAUGCAGGACAAUAAUCAAAAUACGGAAAAGUCUCCAAGUCCGGUAGUUGUAACGUCUGUUCAAGUUGUGUCUCCUGGUAGCGAUCAUCAGAACCCGCAAGGGUCUGAAGCUGAUCAAAGCCCUCAUGCAGUUGGUGGUAACGAUUCUGUUGCAUCUUCUGACUCAUCAGUUCAAGAUCCUGUUCUGACGCAACAGCAUGUUACUCAAUCGACGUAUAUGUCUCAAUCCCCGAGCUCUCCCUCCAGUGCUGCAACACCUGAAGUAACUGGCACGCAAGGUGACCUCGGCGCGGAUAUAUCAGCAGUGGUUCAGCCGGCUUUACAGACUGUUGCACCUCCAGAUGCCGUAGACACUCCGACGUUGACUGUUGAACCUCAAGUUCAGCCAGCGCAUUCGCCGACAGCUUCUUCCCGCAGUUCUGCAGCCCCUGCACCCCCUGUUCCUCUAGGUGAUCCGGGUGGGAGUUCACAGGGUGAUGCUUCUUCAGGUCGACAGCCUGCUGUCUCUACAGACACUCUUGUCACUCAAUCCCCAAGUGUAACAGAUUCAGUAUUUCAGCCUUCGAGUGUCCUUGCUCCCUCUGGUUCCUCUAGUCCGGAUAGUAAUCAGGGGUCUUCUCAACACGGUCAACAAAAUGGAUUAAGUUCUACGACCACAUCAGACACCGGCACAACCAUGAAAUUACCUGGCCAGGGCGUUGAUCCUGGAAGUGGGGAGGCGGCAGGAAGUACGGAUGGCAAACCACAGGACAGUUUAAAUUCUCAACUUCCUACGCAAUUGCACAAUCCAAGUGAUGCACUCUCAACCUCUACAUCAUCCGUUGGUGAUAGUUCACCGCUUAGUCCGGCCCUUACACUCCAAUCGUCGCCUCAAGGAAAUUCAAAUGAUCAAAGUGCAGGUACAAGCGACGAAAGCACUACAACGGUUUCACAAUAUGAUGCUUCAGAUCCAGCGGGUGGAGCUGAUGCUGCAGGAAAACAAGCUCAACAAAGUGUUGACAAUAAUGAUAAUGCGUCGCAAGGCCAGCCAGGUCCGACGCUGUCUGUUCCUACGCCACCUCCCCCCAGUGCUCCAGAACCCACCACUGCUGAUACGCCAAGUGACAGCGAUACCGGUUCAAAAAACAAUAGUACCCUAACUCAAGAGCCUGCUUUACCUCAAGGUUCAGGUGUUCAACCUCCAGGGUCCUCGUCAUCUGAAAUCUCUGAUACUGAUAGUGAUCCAGUCGCACCGGGGUCCAACGGUGAUCAAGGGAGUCCCGGCGCAGGGACUCUGCAGCCAUCGCCACAGCCAGGUCACUCAGAUCCACAGGGUGUUAAACAAGAACCCACACAAGCGACUUCCUCCCCAGACUCCGCUACCAGCCCUACUACAAUCCCUGCCCCAAGUUCUCAGCCAGGUAAGGCAGAUGGCGGGGAUCAGGGUUUACAGGACAAUUCGAGUCGAGCUCAAUCGGAUGUUAUCUCUCAAGCCGCUGCGAUCAGUCAACAUUCAGGUGUAUCAGGUUCAGUACCUUCUCCAACUGGCUCGCUUGGUUCUGAUCCGAUUCAGCUACCUAAUGCCCAGUUGGUUUCGAAAGAUAAUCAACAAAGUGCUCAAGGCUCACAGCAGGGUUCAAGCGCUACAAAGAUGCCUGCGACCACUGUACAGUCUUCUGAUUCAGAUGGAAGUGUACCUGGAGGGGUUGGGACGAGUUCAAUAGUUCAGCCGCCGGAUCCGAACAUAGAAAUUUCAUUCGAAGUUGGGAAGUUCGAUGAUACUUUAAGCGACGCAAAUUCCAAUGCACUACAGGAUCAGGCAACCAACAAAGCUCCGAAUGUCAUCUUCGAUAUAAUUAAGCCGACUUUUGCAAAUUAUGGCGAAGAUUCUCCGGCAACUCCAUCAUUGACCCCACCCGUCGGUCUUCAUCGAGACUACGAUGCAAUUAAUGAUGUGUCGGAUGAAACAAAGGAAACGCGAUCUAAUACGGAAGACAGUGUGGAUCUAUUCAUAGAUGUGCUGAAGCAUCCCCCGUCCCAGCCUUUAGCGGAGUAUGAUCCUGAAUAUAUCCAUGCUGCGCCGAAAUUAGGGCGCCCUAAAGUUGACGAUUUAGAUGAUCUUGCGCUGAAGGAUGCUGAGGGUGCAAAAAUGUAUACCCCCCUGGCCGUGUUUCCCGGGCAAUCCCCGUUUGAUGACAACCCAAACGUCUGCCAAGCUCCCUGGUACGUCCCCGAGCAUUCCAAAAAUCUCAUCCCUCCGAUCGUAACCCCUCCCCCAGUCACCGAUCAUCUGCAUUCUCCCAAAACGGUCCGAGAAAUGCUCUAUUGGCUGGUCGGCGUUGUCGAAUUAGGGUACAUUGGUUUUAUUCGGAAGCAUGUUGAUGUAGUUUUGGAUGAUGUUAAUACGGACUCCUUCCUGCCUACUAAUGUGCUCUUAGUCACCAGGAAUCUUACAACCGUCACCUCACACGAGAUCUCCCAAACCCUCACCGCGGCGUGUCACUAUGCGGCUAAAGUUCUACACAGGCUUAAACAUAGAGACGUUUCGAACGAGACUUCAAUUCCCGAGUUCAAUGCAGAGUAUCGCAAUUAUUAUUACUCCUCUGACCCCGACGGGCUUCUCUGCCAGCUGCGUGACUAUGUCUACGCCGCGCACCACCAGUUGAUGUUCCUAAGGUCGCAAUGUGGUCGCGAUAAAUUCCGUGGUGGGUGGAAGAGUUAUGAGUAUAGCAGUGGUAUCAAGGAGCAAUCUCCCCUCCAGGCGUUCCUGACCGACAGCUGGGACUCCACCUUCCACACCCACUUUUUCGACCCAUGUAACAUCUGCCUCAAGAGCCGCAUCAAGAUGGGAUUUAAAGACAAGGAUUUGCCUAAUAUAUCGCAAAAGGGCAGUGUCAUUUCCUCCAUCCUGUCUGCCACCUGCAGCGUCGAUGAAGACCCCUUGCUGACACUGUGCUCCUACCUCAACUGCCUUAGCAGACGGACACCUCGCACUACAGCAGAGCUGAUCUCGUUCUUUGAUCAUUUCGGGAGUGAGUUGCUCAGUGGUAGUGAUCAGACGUUGACGGACCUAGGAAAGGCCAUCACCGAGCCUCCAGCGCUCUACCCCAAUUGGGAUCAUUUCGAGGCUCACGACCUACGAGCGGUGCGGGAUAUACGGCGUCCCGAGUCUCCUGUCUCCAAACACGACAAUGACCACGCCGGGACGCUGUCGACACUGCUGGGCUGCGACAGUGUUACUUCCAACGGUCCUAAACUUCUGUCGCCAAUCACCUACCGGGCAUAUGCCCUGUACUCCCCGGCCUUCGCCCAGACAUACCUCAGCUGGACGGUCUACCUGGCCGAUGUACUCCGAGACUCACUGGAUCGGCUGCGAUAUGAUUUCAAGACGCAUACAUGUUCCGGGAAUAAAUCAUUCAACCAGUGUGACAUGGCUAUGCCCCUCCUCUACCUACACGGGCUCACGCCAUCGGAGGGCAUAUCGCAGUCAUCACUGACAUGUUCACAGGUCAUCACAAAGCUGGAAGAAGUGGUCAACGGCGGGCCGAUCGGAAAGCUUAUAACCUGCAUGGACGAGUUCCUCUACAGGGUACGUGGGCCAUUCAUCUACUUGGUCAUCGCACUGUGGUCCGCCGCAUUCCUCAUCUUCGCCAAAACGAUGAUCUACCGCUUGGACGUGCUCCACAUCCGCUCACACCUUAUCCGCUCCACGGCUUCACACCGCAUCGACGUAAAGGCCUUACUCACGAAGGGACGCAAGAUGCUCUCACUGUACGGCGUCGACUACUUCGACGAUGACCCGAUGCUCUCAUAG